CACUCCCUCUCUCCCUUUCUGUCCUAUCACCUCUCUCCUAUCACUUCUCCUUCUCUCGUUCCCUUCAUUUGCKGAUGGCGGUGGAGUGAGGUGGCUGAGGACUAGUAUGUGUGUGAGUGCGUGGAAGGACACAUCCUCCCCURGGAGAGAAAGAGAAAACAGAGAAAGAGAGAGAGGAAGAAGAAGCAGCUGCUCUCCAGUAACAGGGUAAGAGCAGCUAACUCCAGUCUCCUGUCAUGGAUACUAACGCUGGGGAAGUGGAGGACUCAGGAGAAGAGCUUACAGGGAGGAAGACGUCUCGGUUCAAGCUGCUGAAGAGUCGUCUGUUUGGCCGUSUGAAGAGGAAGGAGACUGAAGGACUGAUGAAGCAGAGCCAGUCCGCCAGUGAUGUCACUGCUGAUGUCAUAGCUCCGGGGGACGACGACUCAGAGGAUGACUGUUUGGGCGGUCCAAAUACACUGGGGUCCAGAGCUCUGUCACAUGACAGCAUCUUCCUGGCUGACCAAUCACAGAGCUCCUCUGAGCCGACGAGGGUUCUGUCUCAGGAGAACGUACACYGCAGGAUAKGAGAACUGCAGGUGAAURCGUAGGUGGYAGGGUCCUUAUAGUCUAAUCUACUGUUGUGAUUGGUCCCGGAGUYUGCUCAUCACACAUGCACUGUUUCUGAUUGGGCAGCUGAAACUGCAGCYGCAGAACAUGUGUCUGGGCRCUCCCCCCUUGCUGAUCCCUGGAAAGAGAAUGGAAGAUUCCGGAGCCACCUCUGAGGAUGAUGGUUUACCCCAGAGCCCUCCAGAGAUCUUGUUCCAUGACCGAACAGCACAGGGGCCUUCCUACAAGUUCCCUAACACUCACAGGCACCAUAGCUCUCUGAGUUUAGCAGGGACAGGAAGUGAGGAGGAGGAGCAGUGCCUCUCCCAGCCCUCCUCCCGUCCUCUCUCCCCGAAUCCUGCUUCCCCCUGUGAUCCAGAGCCCUCCCCUGCAYUGGACUUCACCAGCCCAGCCCAGUACACUCCUAGCCUGGACAGCUCUGCCGCCCGUCACCGRAUGUCUGUUAAACCCAGGAACCAGAGGGCCAGCGCCAAGGGAKGGAAAGGUCCCCUGAGAGCAAGCAGACURGGCUCAGAGAGCCUGAGUGACCUGGACCCWGACCAGCCCCWGUCUGAGAGGGAGGAAGAGCAGGAUGGAACGGAGGACYAGGACAGAGAGGAAGAGGAGGYGAGGGAGCGACCGUUCUCUUCAUCUCCAAAAGACUCUGAGGAGAAGCCCUGGCAGUCAGUACCCCCUGGUGGUCAGAAAGAGGUAUUACAGAGACAAGUGUCCUCUGAGACAGAGGGACGUGUCACCACCAACCCUCUCUACCUCCAGGCUAUGACCUCUCCUCUACCAGAACCCAUGACCAAGACCUCCAUCCUGGAGACCCCGAGCCUGCCCACUCCCCCUUCAGCAGCAGUGGAGGAGCCACAGAAGCCCCCGSAACCUAUCCGGGUCAAACGCCCAAGAACUCUCAUCCAGGAUAAUUCAGACCAGGGAAGURGGCCUGGGUCUACAUCUGAAAAGACCCUCUCCAGGCCUCUCAGUCCUGUCUAUGGAUCAGAUAAUGUCACUUCCACCACAAAUCAACUGCCAUCAAAAGAGAAGCCAGAAGAGAAUAGGGAGGGUUUGGUGGCCAAGAACCCUCAUCAGGAGUCUGUCAGAAGGCAAGAGGUAAACAGAGCAGGCCACUUUUAAAGGCCUGAAGGAAAACCAACCACAACCUGCGCCUCAGGAGAGAAAAGUAAAACAGAGGUAGA
Salvelinus sp. IW2-2015 is the source of this 1790-nucleotide messenger RNA. NCBI's taxonomy places the organism in Eukaryota, Metazoa, Chordata, Actinopteri, Salmoniformes, Salmonidae. The record is from RefSeq and is a predicted model, not a curated record.